Messenger RNA from Aspergillus melleus, 480 nucleotides. Its product is annotated as ribonuclease H2 subunit C. The coding region runs from base 1 to 480 and encodes 159 amino acids. The record is from RefSeq and is a predicted model, not a curated record. Lineage: Eukaryota; Fungi; Ascomycota; Eurotiomycetes; Eurotiales; Aspergillaceae. Gene Ontology annotation, biological process: RNA catabolic process. Gene Ontology annotation, cellular component: ribonuclease H2 complex. The transcript is spliced from 4 exons.
AUGUUCGCCAUCCAAUCGCAACCGCGAUCUGCUGGAUCCGAAACCGAAGAGACCGCGAAAACCUGCACUCCCAAUAUUCUUCCAUGUCGAAUCCACCACGACGGUCCUGUCAAAUCGCUGAAACGUUAUUGGGAGCCCGUAUCUGAUGAGAAAGAUGAGAACCUCCAAACUGCCUACUUUCGUGGUCGUAAAUUGCGCGGUCGACGGGUUGCGAUUCCAGAGGGCUACGAAGGUGUCGUGGCUAUGCCCACCGAACGUGUCCUACCACCAACCCGCAAAGAGGUCGAGGACGAGGAAGCGGAGCCCGAAGAGCCGGUCAAAAUCAUUGAGAAACAAGCCACGUUUGAUGAGUUUGUGGUCUGGGAUCAUGAGGUUGUGCCGGCGGCCGACGACACUUAUGUCAAGGGAGUCGAAGAGUGGGUGAAGCUGGCUCAAGUGAUGCAUUCUACGCCUGAGAAUGAAAAGAAGACUUCUACAUGA